AUGAUUGACAUGAAAUACAUACUCAAGACAUCCAUGAAAUGGGUUUCACUAUUCACUACCUUCGAGACCACGGGUUUUGUUUUGGGAACAUUUGUUGCUGCGGCAGUCAUACCCCUGUCCACAUACCUAUGGGUGCUAUUUAUCUGUGCGUUUGUCAUAGGGUUUAGUUCCAGUGUAUUCGUAUCAUGUAUUUACGUGUGGGGUAUAGAGCUCUGGAGGGACAGUAAGGUUCCCAUUGUACAGAUCCUGGAGCUCAUGUUUGGUAUCGGAUCCGUAUUAUCAACCGUCGCUCUCAAGCCUUUUAUUAUCGGUGAGACACAUAACCAGACCAUUGUGUCCACCGAUGAACUCAUUAUCGAUGUCAAUGAUGUCAUUGAUAGACGCAACCGAUUAAUGUUCCCCACACUACUAAUUGGAGCAAGCAUCAUUACACGGAACUCCGAUAACUCUGACAUCCAGACCACUCAUGAGGACAGCACCUCUACCGUCAAGCUGUUUGACAGAUCGGGAACUCCUAAAAAGACAAUCCGUCUAUUGUUUGCCCUAUUUUUCUCACUAUAUCUGGUCUACGAGAAUGUGUACAUGAAGUUCGCGGUCCCGUACUUCCAGUACUCACCGCUCAGGCUAUCGGCCGAUAAGGCGGCCGAAGUAUACUCCGUGUCCGCCACUGUAUACUCGGUGGGACUGGUGCUCAACAUAUUCUACCCAUACAAGUUUCAAAUGAGAACUAUAAUAGCCGCCCAUUAUAUACUGGCAAUAAUUGGCACUCUAUUGUUAAUCCCUGGCCAGUGGUCAAUGGGGUGUCUAUGGGCGGCUAGUAUUGUGAUGAACCUGGGCUUUUCAGCCAUGUAUGCGGGCAUUGUAACCAUGGCUGAGCAGUACUUUGAUAUGACUAGUAAAUUGAGCGCG
Oppiella nova is the source of this 909-nucleotide messenger RNA. The record is from the annotation of a GenBank genome assembly. Lineage: Eukaryota; Metazoa; Arthropoda; Arachnida; Sarcoptiformes; Oppiidae.